ACAAAAUUCCAGACUGAGAGAGUUUGUGAUAAGCAGUUUGAUCAGUUGCUGGUUGGCAAAAGGCAGAAGAUUUCUAUUAAAAAAAUAUUAAAUAUUCACUAUACAUAUCACAAACAAAUCCAUUGUUUAUAAGCGAGUAUGGUAUUUAAAUAUAUUGCUUUGUGAAGACUAUCGGAGAUGAUCCGGAUGACUGUACUCGGGAUUCUCUGCUGGGUUCAUGCAGCUGCUGCAGGAACUCAUUCACUGCAUUUUGUUCACAUAGCGACCUCAGAAGGGACAGGAUUCCCAGAGUAUAUGUAUGUGGGGAUGCUGGAUGAUGUGCAAAUCUCGUACUAUGACAGCACCAUGGAAAAACCUGUCCUCCGAACACACUGGUCAAAUAAGACUAAGCGUGAGGAGUUCUUGAAAAUACAUACUGACUAUAUUUUCUAUGGUCGUGAAGUCAGAAAAUGGGGUUUGAGAAAUUUAGUCCAGCACUUCAACCACACUGGGGUUCACACUUACCAUAACACGGGUGGCUGUGAGCUGGAUGAUGACGGGACCAGGCGGGCACAUUCAUCUCACUCGUAUGAUGGGAAGGAUUUUAUUAGUAUUGAUGUGGAGACCAUGACCUGGAUCGCUGCUGUGUCGCAGGCUGGCUUAUAUAAACAACAGCGGGAAGCUAACACAGCAUGGCAACUUAAGACUUCUUACUAUUAUCAACAGGUGUGUUUCCAGUUGCUGGAGUGCUGUGUCCAGUACGGGAUGGGAACCCUGCAGAGGAAAGUCCGCCCUGCAGUGACGCUGAUACAGAGGAAAGCGCGGGAAUCUGCAGGAACAGACGUCAUUUGCCACGUGACGGGGUUCUACCCCCGAGAGGUUGAGGUGAACUGGAUCAGAGACGGUGAGGCUCUGCUGGAGGAGGGGGUGUGGAGUGGAGAGGUGCUACCCAAUGAGGACAGAACCUACCAGCUGAGAAAGAUCCUGACAGUGAGUCCUGAGGACCAGAAGAAACACCGCUACUCCUGCCAGGUGGACCACGCCAGUCUGGAUGAGAAGAUGGAUGUGAAAUGGGUUCCAGAGGCUGCUCUCAACAUGGGGUUUGUUGCUGCUGGUGUGCUGGCUGCUCUGGGUCUGAUCAUCGCAGUGAUCAUAGGAGCUCUCAUCUGGAAGAAAAGAGCAUCAGCAAAUGAACAAAGUGAUGCUUCAUCCAACUUAUCCAACUCCACCAACAAUGACAGGUGUGACCCCAUUGCAGAGAAGCUGAUGACACAGACAGAAUAAACGACUCAGCUGAGGCUUCAUCUUUUCCACUUCAUUGUGCCUGAUGUUACCACACAGAGCGAUCGCACAAACCAAUAGACAAGGAAGCUGUGUGGCAGCCGUCUGUGUCAAAUUAAGAAUGUGAAGUCAUUUGUAGAAUUAUUAUAUGUCAUGUAUUAUUAUUUUACGGAAGCUUUGAGAUGUACAGAAGAUGUUCACUUUUCAGUGUACCUGUAAUAUUUCUGUAAAUAGUAAAUAUAUAUAUAUAUUAGUGUCACUUCUUUAACUUCUUUCAGUCUUAAAUAAUGUAAUGAGUCAAACUCUCUGAAAAAACAUUCAUUAAAUAACUCAAGUGAAGCUUUUUGAGAAGCAUCUUGAAAUGUGAUCAAGAGUAUCAUGUGAAGCAUAAAUGUGUUUGUGAGGGCUGGGAGCCCCGCACAUGAAAAGAGGGCAGGGCACAGCCCUGUGUAAAAUGUAUUUGUUUUGAUUUAAAUGUAUUAUUUGUUUACUUUAGAACCGGGUCACCCCUCCGCCCCUGUGCAAUUUAUCAUUUUGUAUUUAUUUUGUGGUGUUAUUAUUAUUAUUAUUAUUAUUAUUAUUAUUAUUAUUAUUAUUAUUAUUACUGUGGUGAGUUAUUAUUAUUAUUAUUAUUAUUAUUAUUGUGGUGAGUUAUUAUUAUUAUUAUUAUUAUUAUUAUUAUUAUUAUUUGUUAAUGUGACAGUGAAGAGUCGUAGGUUUUGUUUGGCAGCGUGGAUGGGAAGCCCCAUCCACAAUUUUACAACCUCGUGGUAAUGUGUGGCUGUCGCUAGUGCGUUGUUAAACUAGCCGGCAGUCGCACGUAAUUAAUAAACUGGUGCAGAUAGUGGCCGAGGGGUAAUAGAAUCAUUACUAGCUAGUUAAACCCCUCGGCACGGUAUAUAAACCUGCAGCGCUCUCAGUUGGGGGUGGAGAGUAGUGGGGAGAACACGAGCGAGAGAAGACGUCUGAAAUCAAAAGAAACUAAGAAACCAAGGAUCAGUGAAGGCUGCUGCCCAGCCCGACUUGUCUUCCUCAGUGUUGGUGAUGUUGUUUUGUUUGAUUUAUUUUUACUCUGUGUGUGUUUAUUCUUGUUAUUUAAAUAAACGGCGCUGCAGCGUCUUUGUGCACUGCA
This is a messenger RNA of Acipenser ruthenus (sterlet), 2392 nucleotides long. Its product is annotated as major histocompatibility complex class I-related gene protein-like. The coding region runs from base 178 to 1263 and encodes 361 amino acids. The transcript has 7 exons. NCBI's taxonomy places the organism in Eukaryota, Metazoa, Chordata, Actinopteri, Acipenseriformes, Acipenseridae. Gene Ontology annotation, cellular component: external side of plasma membrane. Gene Ontology annotation, biological process: immune response. The record is from RefSeq and is a predicted model, not a curated record.